AACAACAUUGUAACCCAACAACAACAACAGAACGUGACGGGAACAUUGUUACGCCAGGCGGUUGUGUCACAUUGAAGUGGGUACUUGUGACCCACACCAAGAAAGAACGCGCCAGGCACGCACGCCAUCUCACCAGAAGGUUGGGACACAUCUAAGCGGAUAUUUAUUAGUUCAUUCCUUCACAACAUUUCUGAAAAGGAUAAAAAAAAUGCAGAAACAUAGUGUGUUUGUUUGGGCAGCCAUUGUACUGUCCGUCAUCGCGUUGCUGCUCCAGUUCUUGGCAGUGUGUCUACCUCAUUGGCAAUGGUACGACAACAUGCCCUCUGUCCCUGGAGGCAUUCUACAUGGACUGUUUUCCAUGUGUGCAAUGAUGGGCGAUGGCGGCACAAUAUGUCGAAUGCAUAACACUAUCCCAGCCUGGCUGAAUGUGGUGAGGACGUUUGAGAUGUUUGGAUUAGUGUUGCUGUUCAUUGUGGCUGUUCUGCUUACCCUCUACCUUCUACUGUUACAAUGGAAAGUCGUGGUUCACGUGAUCUUCAUUGUCACACUCUUCGUGAUUGUGUUCUUCCUCCUGAUUGGAGUGUCUGUAUAUGGACACAAUGCGGACGCAGAUCAUCUACACGUCGGAUAUGCCUUUGCUGUGAUUGCCGCUAUCGUAACUGCAGUCCCCGCGAUACUGCUCAUUGUGAUGUGUAGUUGCCGACGGGAGAAAACCUUCUGGGUAGAUCAGGAACAUGCAGAGACAUAUGAUAGAGCGUAUAAUGCCACCGAAAUGCACUCCAGCACAUCUAGAAGAUCGUCGAAAGUUGAACCUGUCAACGACAGUCAGCAACAAAGGGCAGAAUCCAGACAGUCACAAGCGGACAACGGCCAGGCAAAGGAACUACUAGAGUAAAACGGAUUUGAUGGAGGACAACCUGGAAACCAUCAUUUAUGUUUUAUCCUAGCUGUAGAUACAAUUGUACUGUUUUUCCUGUCCGUGUUGUCAGAAACCCUGUUUACAUCAGCUGCUGUGGAAGCAACGAUACACGGAGAACCAUGAAGUUGUCCUGUCGAAAGUCGACUUCCUUAUUCCUGGCCCAUGUGGACUGCCUGCUGGACCUUGGUGAACGACGGGGACAGGGUAACACCAGGGCAAUUAUUUCUGCUUUUCUCUCUAUAGAAAGACGGGUAUCACCAAAAUAUGAUAAAUGCCGAGUACUUAUACCUGGCCAAUACAUUGUACAUACAUUUAGUAUAGCAUGUCGAAAGAUGCUUUUGUAGCUAAGUAUGUUUUUAUAUAAUUUCAUACACGUCUAGCUGUGAUAUGUAUAUAUACCGUAUUCCUGUCUUAUCAAAUAAAUUUGUGAAUUUUAAA
Mizuhopecten yessoensis (Yesso scallop) is the source of this 1357-nucleotide messenger RNA. RefSeq lists its product as uncharacterized. The record is from RefSeq and is a predicted model, not a curated record. The transcript has 3 exons. Lineage: Eukaryota; Metazoa; Mollusca; Bivalvia; Pectinida; Pectinidae. Bases 209 to 895 code for a protein of 228 amino acids.